This is a messenger RNA of Perca fluviatilis (European perch), 6827 nucleotides long. RefSeq lists its product as uncharacterized. NCBI's taxonomy places the organism in Eukaryota, Metazoa, Chordata, Actinopteri, Perciformes, Percidae. Bases 1014 to 4343 code for a protein of 1109 amino acids. The record is from RefSeq and is a predicted model, not a curated record. The transcript is spliced from 6 exons.
GUCAUCCUGCUAUGUGAGCGCACCGGAGGCUACUGCGGUAAGAUGCGGCGACGCACGAUGCCGAGCGGUGGAUGACAUGAUGCGCAAUGGCCGAACGAGUGUGGGGGGGGAGAGAGACACGGAAAUAAGAUUCACUGCGUGGUGUUAAGCUCUAAUUUAGACGAUGGCACAGAAGUGAAUGCAUGUUUGACUCGUUUGUAGUGCUGUAGCGCCAGUGGUGCAGGCCGAGUGGAAGGAUGUGGCGGCGCUGAUCCCACUAAAGGACGCUCCACAGCCCGAGGACGGUUGAAUAAAGGCUUCGUCAGUAAACAACGAGGACGCACAAAGACAUUAAGUAAAGGACACUUAAUUCAAAGCCUGGACCGGGGACACUGAGGCAUCGAAUGAGCUAAGAAACAAGCAAACCUUUCAUCGGGCAUCCCUUUCAGGACAUAAAGGCUGGGGAUAGUGUUUCCAGGUGGUUUUAUGACAGCUGAGUCAGUCCUCAGUGAGAAAGACAUGAAGCUCUGAAGAAGGCAUCGCUGAGCAUCAGUCUGGUAGAAAACAAACGUCUCAUUAUCCUCUCUAUCAUCGGCGCUGACAGCUGGACGUCUGACCUGGGCGUUUCUUUUCUUCGCCAGGAGACUCUCAAAGAUAAGGAGCGAUUAAGGGGAAACAGAAGCACAACUCCAUCUCGCUGUCAGGAAAACAGUCCAUUCUAUUUUUGUCUUUGUGUCCAAAAACUCAGAUGCCGUUUGAGUGAACUGAGUCAGCUCCCUCUUGCGGUGUCAAGUAAAUAUAUUCUCCCUUGUCAGAAUGAAUCAGUAAGACAUUCUCAAGAGUAUUUCAGCUACUGCAUAAUGCUUAGGGUAUUUUUUCCAAAGUCUGAUCUUUUUUCAUUUGAGCUUUCACGCUCUGAAUCAAGAAUAGACUCUUGAUAGGGCCAGCAUUCUCUCUUACAAAUGAGAAUUCAACUUGACCUGACAGGCUGCGUUUUAAUAAAGUAUAAGCGAGGACGAACCAAUAAAACAUAAAUGAGGCCAACAACAAGCACCAUGCUCCAGCAGAAUAACAACAACAACUACCCCUGCCUGAAUGUGUCAGGCUCCACCCGGGAAAUGCUCCAGAAGUGCUCCAGAGCCUCUCUGCCCUUCCCCAGCCGGCUGGAGCUGGGCCUGGGAGACCUGCCGCUCAUCCGAGGCCUCCGAGCCUGGGCCCUGUGCUCCAAGAGCCGCCGAAAGGCUGGUGGUGUGCUGGGAGGAGGACAAGCCCCCACAGCUCUUCCUGCGGUCCGCGGGGGUUCGACUUCCUGCCCCAGGCCUGCAGAUGUAUACCUGAGCGGGGAGUGGGGUCGCAUGGGGUACGGGCUUCCCUUGGGACUGGAUGCCAGGCAGGCUGGGAUCGGAGCUUUGGUAACAGUUGCCACUCUGAAGACCUCAGAGGGCGGUGGGAAGACCCAAACUCAAUGCCUCUUCCUCCGGACUGAGAAAGGGAGCUGUUUGUACUCCACAGCUAAGCCCAGUUCUGGUGUGACUAACAGUGCCGCCUCCAGCGUGGUUGGGGGAUGGCUGAGAGGGAAGACAGGAGGAGAAGGAGGAGGAGGCAGAGACAUCCCAACCGGGAGAAGGGACAAUGGGCCAACUCCGCCGGCACAUACCGGAGUAAACCGCGUUAGGGUGCGAUCCGGCCGGCGAUGGAGGAAGUCCAGUAAUGCAGCAGCUCGGGAGAAAACAGGCGUGAGCAGAGAGAGGCAUCAGAGUAGCAGGGAGGAUCCCGCCGGAGAAAUCCCUCUGGAAGAAAGGCAGGAAGAGCGAGACAAAGGAGGCCUGGCCAGUGAACAGUUUCCCAGCCCGCAGCAGGACAGCAGGAGAGCCAGACAGGGGAAAGAGGGAGCAUGCAGAAGUCCUAGAUGCUGCCACAAUGCUUCUCUCAAAACCUGUACUCAGUGUGGAAGGAAAGCACAGAGGAGGGAAAGCCAGGAUCCACACGAGGGAGGUGAAAGUCCAAGAAGAGGCACCUCAAACAGGCUGAACAGUGAGGUGAAAGGAAUGAAGAAGGAGAGGCAAAAGAAUGUGGAGGAGGAGAAAGAAGGCCUCUGCACAUUAGAGUCAUCUUGCUCUGUUUUGGCUGUACCAAACCCUGACCUAGAAUUGAACCACUUUCACCCAGAAUCUCACAGCGGCUGUGAUGUCGAAGAGAUCAGAGAAGCCGAGAGCAACGAGGAGCUAAAGACACAAACCUCUCACGGCACGGACGACUAUUCAGAGAGAGAGGAGGAUACAGACUCUGAGGUUAUGAAAAUACAUACCGGACUUAAUGAUUUCAUUCAUGGCCACUCUGGACCGGUGACAGAUGACUUUACAUCAAGACGUAUCAGAUAUUGUGACAGAAAACAAAGUGUAAAAGAAGUAAUAGCAGCUAAUGUGAAUGGAUUUUCGGAUCACGUGGAGGCAGAUCAAGAAUCCGAAAAAGAGAUGGAGAGGGCGGAUGUUGAAGAGGAGGAAGGGAGCUUCAAUCAGACGCCUGCAGGAUUCUCGGUUGUAUCUGACUGCUAUGAGGACGUCGCUGUCUCCACCUGCCCUGCACCCAUCAGCACUGCAGUCUCUCCCGAGCACCCCGCCGCUGUAGAGGGCAGCAACUGCAAUGCUGACCGUGACACUUGUGGUGGUCGGAGAGAGCAGGAGAACAGCAGGGAAGAUUCCCUCGAGGGGUAUCAACAAGGGGUAGCAGACCCAGGGAUUGUUACGGGUAAAGAAGAACUGGAUGUAAGCAGAUUUGAGCAACAAGACCUGAACUGUGCGGCUGGCGAGGACAACACUUGGAACGAGAACAAAAACGGAAAACCUCUGUUGUUCUUUCAAACUGUGGGAAACGGCAAAGAGCUGAAGGAGAGAGAAGCUCCAUCGUCGCCUCUCAGACAAGUAGCUCCUUCCAUUUUUGAGACAGACAGCAGAAACGUUACAGAAAACAGUCGCCACCGUUGUACAACUGAGCUUAAUGGAGCCGAGCGGAGAGAUGAGCUGGUGUGGGAUGUUAGAGAAGAGGAGUCACAGGAGGAGAAUACAGGGGCCAGAGUAAAUCCCAGGGAAGGGGAUGAAGAGAUUAGAUUAGAGAUUUGGAGCACCUGCAACGAACCGGAAGACGGCGAGGGUAAAGGCGAUGACGAUAAAGAACGACACCCUGAGGAUGACUUGAAUGACAGUACCGUACAGGAGGAUAAUGACAAAGAAGUAACGAAAAACUGUGCACUAAAAGACAACUGGAGGUCAGAGGAGUCGGCAGAGGGAUGCUGUGGAAGGAAGAAAGAGGUUGGAGCCACCUGUGGACAAACCAGCAUCAGCCAUGUUGAAGCGAAUGGAGAGACCAGCACCAACGUCACAAAUGUUGCCUGUGCUGAUCCCGCCAACGCUCUUGCACACUCCCUGGCUAAUCCUCCCCCCUUGUUGCCUCCCCUGGGAUCCAUGGCAACAUGCCUGCCCUGUCUGGAGAAGGAGGAGGAGGAGGAGGCGGAGGAGGAUAAGGAAAGGGUCGGCAUUCCAGCAGGAGACCUAAAAGAAGGCCAGGAAGGGAAGAGGAGGCUCGGGAGACAGGUGGAAGAGCACGGCGAGGUGGAAGAGCACGGCGAGGUGGAGAGGGGCUCCACCGUGGCCACUGAGGAGGGGAGGAAAGAGGAGGAGGAGGAGGAUAAGGAGGAAGAUGAGUUUGGAGUAUUCAUGCAGGCGGAGGGAGAGCCAGCCUGCAGCGAGGGAUACACCAUGUCUGCCUCAGUGCCUUGUGGGAGCAGAGCAAGUGUUGCACUUGGAAACCACGCCAUCACCGGGGAGUCGACCCACUGGACAACAGGCUGGACAGACAGCUCCUUCCACCAAUCAGACGACACCUGGACAGCUUUUCCUCAGGAUUCGUCAGAUGAAGGCCGAGACAUGGUGGGACAGUGGUGGCCAACCAGCGCAGUGGAGGAGAGCAGAAACAGCCUCUCGGCCAAUCAGAAUCUGGCGGCUGUCUUUGCUGAAGCCUUCCCCUCGCUGCCUGCUUCAUCUUCAAGUGACCCCUGUGACCACGAUACUGUUCCCACACUGACCCAGCUCCUGAGGGGCAGAGCCAGCCAGGACCAGGGGCUGUUGGACAGUUUCCAUGACUUGAACAAAAUGAUAUGCCAGAGAUACAAGAGAGAGAAUGGCGUGUCUCGUGACCUGCUGCUGAGGACUUUGCGCCUGGCGCAGCCGCACACUGAAAGCAGACCUGCUCCCUGGACAUCCAAUCGCCGUCUCUCCCCCGGCCUCCCCUCGGCCAAUCAGCACGCUCAGAAUGCUGCCGCUAAGCGACGGCUGUCAUAUGACUACAACAGAAACACCAUGGAGUAACUGAGCGGGUUCAGCUCUGGUUGGACUGUGAUUGAUCAACGUUUUCCUGAAGAACUGCAGGUUUUAACCCCAGCAGGGCACAACGGACCAACAGCAGGUUUCUCAAGACUCUGGAUUAACAACAUGUGUACUACCUGCCAGUCAAAUACUGAUGGAUACACUCCCUGGUUAAUUAAGCCUGAGCCGCAGAGAAGCCGUAACCUGGAUGAAAAUGGAACGACGGUUGUGCUUCAGAUCUAGUCUCCUCCAGCUCCUGUAGAUGGUGGAGUGUUUCCAUUACACAUGUGCCACUUGUUCACCACCACCACCACCACCACCACCCUCCUCCUCCCGUUUUAUAUUUUAAUUUUCCUAUUCGACCCUGCUAACAGCAGGAAGAGUCAAGAACAUUAUAUCACCACGCCAACCCUGAAAUAUUUCCUUCCUGUUCUUUUAUUAUCUAAGAUUUUAAUUCUACCUAAAUAGAAAUAUUUCUCUUUGUCAGAGCUGCUGUUUUCGGCGGAAACUGUCUCAUUGUUUGAAUGAAAUCUCAAUGGGUUGAGUCGCACAAAAGGGAAUGAAUGAUUUUGGAAGGUCAGCAUGCUUUGCUAACUAGUUCAUCCGUAUUGAUAUAAGCAAAUAUUUCUUCCUCACUCUUCUCCUUCUCUUAUCUUUUGCUUUUUGAUUAAAGAUGAGAUAGUUUUCUUUUCCAGAAUAGUGUCACUGUGGCUCCACCAAAGAGUCGUCCAACUCAACCAAUGAGAUUGUUUCUUUUUGUAGAGCAGCUCUGCCAGAAAGGCUGUAGAACUGGUGUUGUGUUCGUGUCAUGUGGAAGUGGAAGAAAGCAAUAAGAGCAAAUUAUUUCUAUUACAACUUGCAACCAUUUAAAUUAUCAUACAGUUCAAGAUGGCAGUUGGCAAUGUUACGGAUAGUGAAAUUUGCACACGGAAAUUAUUCUGAAGGUAUUUAGCACUAACCUGUUUGGGUAUUAAGAAAAAAUAAAUAAAUUACAUUGUUUUUAUAACAUACACGUUCCAUUUACAAAUUAAUGUGACAUAAAGCUUCUGUCUGCCUCCCAUAAAUGAUGGGAAUGAGACAAAAAGCAUUUAGUUUAUUUAUGGAGCACAUUUCAAGCCAAUUCAACGUUCUUUACAUAAAACAUUAAAAGCAUUGAGGCAAAGUGCAAAAGAAAUGCACUACAAUUAAAACAGUCAUUAAAGAGCCAAGAGAAUAGGAAAUGAAAACAAGCUCAAAUACAGUAAGCUAUAAAAUACAAGAAUAACAGUUAGAGUGCAGACUAGGAAAUUAAUUAUUUGAUUUAAUAAAAGGCAGAAGCAAACAGAAAAGUCUUCUGAGAGUUGCAGCGGACCUGUAGUUUUCUGGGAGUUUGUUCCACAUAUAUGGUGCUUUAAAAACGGAACGCUGCUUCCCCAUGUCUUGUUCUGACUCUGGGGACAGAAAGCAGACCCAUCACAGACAACCUGAGAGAUCUGACAGGCAAACAACAACAACUUUUUUUUUUUUUUUACUCGUAACCUACCACCUGCCACUACUACGGGUGCUAAUUUAUGAAGCGCUACUAUGGGUCGCAUUAGAGGGUAUUUUCGUAUAGUUUGGAGAAGUGGUUAAAACCUGUAAUGUAUAUCUAUGGAUGCCAACAUAUCUCUCCAGAUGUAAACAUCAGCUAGAUUCAUGCAAACGUCAAAGCUCAUGUCCCUCCCUUUGUGUUUCUGAAUGAGUGAAGUAACAGAAAAUCAUGUUAUCCCACUGGGGAGCAAAGUAAAGCAUUAUUUUUACUGGCAGAAUGCUGACGAUGCGUCCAGAUGGGAUGAGUCUUACAUUUUUGAUGCAUGUGCUUUCAUUGUGUGUUUGUGCUACAGAAAAGCCAAUGACGAGAAAGAAUCUUGAAAUAAUUUUGGUUCCUCAGAGAAACAAGUUUGUCUUCCAGUUAGUGCCAACAGGAACACCAAUGAAAGUGCCAAUGUUUACGAGGUAACGGAAGCGAAGCGGAUUCAGGAGGAAACGCUGCCUCUGGUUUCUCAGAGACACUGAAGUAGACUCAAACUAAAAUGUUGGCAUGUGAUGUUUCUCUGUUUUCUUUGUCUUUCCGUCUGGCUUCCUGUUUGCCUUUCUCUCUUUCAGCACACUCACAGCUGAGUCCAUGGGCGUAACUUCUGAAUCUAGCUGCCAAAUCAAAACACUGUUUUUGUUUUCUGAUAAUAUUGUUUACAUUAUGACCACGUCAAUGAUGCACUGUACAUUUUUUAUUUCGACAUUCUAUUACAUUUUCUCACCUCAGAAGGUUUAUUUUGCUUGUAUAUUUCAAUUGUCAACUCAAAUCAUUUGUGAUGAAAUUCAGAAACAAUCGAGUGUGUGUGUCUGUCAUUUGUACAAACUACAAAUUGCUGAAAAAGAAAAGAUGAAUAUUUUCUGAUCCGUCUCAAAUGAGGAAGCAGUUGCCGCCUUGUUAACUGACGUAAUAAAAUGAUACUGUGUGAUGGCUGA